GCACGGACUGGUUUCGGUGUGCACCUAUGCUCUGUGUCUUCGUGCCGAUGGGAAACAAGCUCCGAUAAGACAAACUUCGAUAAAUGAACUAUGGCGCUGCGAGCCUGUGGUUUCAUUGUGUUUCGACGUCUUGCAAGUUGUGCUCCUCCACCGGACAACAUAGAGUUCCUCCUCUUGCAGACCUCAUAUGGACAGCACCACUGGACCCCUCCUAAAGGCCAUGUGGACCGAGGUGAAGAUGACCUCACCACAGCUCUUAGGGAGACAAAGGAAGAGGCGGGCCUUGGCACAGAAGACCUUCAGGUCAUCGAGGGCUUCCUGAAGGAGCUGCGCUACAAGGUGAGAGGUCAACCCAAGGAGGUGCUCUACUGGCUAGCCGAACUCCGAGACCCGGGGACAGAGGUCACUCUGUCGGAGGAGCACCAGAACUAUCGCUGGGCCCACUUGGAGGACGCCUGCUCUCUGGCCCAGCACAAAGACAUGCAAGACACUCUGAGAGCAGCACAUAGACACUUGGAGGCUCAGCAGGACAAGCAGUGACAUAAGGGUAAUUCUGGAAUUGCAUUGUCAAGUACCUCCUCAAUAUUCUUAAUGAAAUGGGUUGGGUAAAUACAAGGGGGUCUUUGGUUUACUACGGAGUCCCCUUCCAACAGCAAUUUUAUGUGUAAGUCGAAACACACCGUAGUGUUAUCACUAACCCACACUAACAAAGUAAUAAAGUUAUAAUUACAGUAAAUGUUUGUUUGCUAAACACUUCUCGGCCAGAAAUAUAAGGAAAUCAAAUGAAAAAAAUAACUAUAGUGGUUAUUGAGCAUGCCUCCAAGUGCUGUGUGACAACGUAUUCUUAGGCGAAAUGUCAUGUCUGGAUCGUCGUAACCAAAAUAAUCAUGUAUUUUGCACACAUCCUGGAGAUGAUUGAGCUCAGCAAACCUCAUGUUCAAUUAGGACAAUUUCAAACAAACCAAAUUAGGUACGUGGUCUAUUGCAGCAGUCACCAAUAUCUGCCCGUGGGCACCUUGUCGCUACCAAUGAACUCAUGAGAGAACACACAGCACUCAGCUGCAAAAAGGUUGGUGAUCCCUGGCCUAUUGUGAAGCACCACCACUGAAAUGAUAGCUACUAGUUCUACUACUGUUUUUAUUAUUAUUAAUUGUUAGGGAUGCGAAUCGAAAACCGGUUCAGUAAUUACAGCGACUGAAAUAAGUGUUCAACAUGUCACCAUUUUUCUCACUAAAUAUAUUUCCAAAGGUGCUAUUGACAUGAAAAUUUCACCAGAUGUUGGAAAAAACCCAAGUAAUCCAUACAAAGAAAGUAGAACAAAUAAGAUCAGAAAUUAAGUUGUGUUUAAUAAUAUGAAAUGACACAGGGAACACGUAUUGAACAUGCCAACUGGUAUUUAUUUAAUACUUUCUUCAAAAUCCUUUGUUUGCAAUGACAGUGUAGCGUAUAUUGGGUUUGGAUAAAAGCGUAUUUAAUUUGGAAAAGGAAUACGUCUGAGAGUAAAGGCCUGCAUUUACUUCCGGUGUAAUUCGACGUAUGUCGAAGGUAACAAUCAAACUAUCUUUGUCUCGUAUAGGGCACCACAUCUCUGUUCAUACAUUUUGGAAAAGUGACGAAAAAACCUCUAUCAAUCUCUGUACUUUAGAAGGCUCGCUACAUGGAUGAAAUAAAUAGUUCUCGAUUACAGCGGUUUUACUAUUUCACUCAAACACACAAAGUACAGACAGGAAGUGGAAUUUUAGAGAAAUUUUAAUUAAAUCUACAGGGGAACUACAGGAGGAACAAUGCAGAGGGACUUUACUACAAAAAAGAAAAGGUACAGCUAAACGUUCGAAAAGAAGGCUAAACUCGUGGCGUAAGUGUGGAAUGAGGAUGUGCGGUGAGCGAUGCGAGAGCUGGGAAUUUCUGUGACCGUUAGUGUAAGACCAAUUAUGCACCAAUUUGUACUUGGUAAUCAGCAAAUUAUACUCGCGUUGCACAUAACACAAAUAGGCAGGCAGGUCGAUCCUUCCGAUGGCUGGGCAAGGGCGUCGACAGGUUGAUUUGAAGAAAAACGAGGAAAAAGAAAAAGCAAGGGUAGAGUAGCCGAAGCGCCUGAGUGACGUUAGUCACGUACUCUUGCACCUGCAAAUCCUUCCUGCCGGCUUUCUCUUCUCACCCACACACAAAAGUGUAGUUUGGGGAGCUGACAGAAUAACUCGGUGGGUCAGCGAUCGUCGGCGCGGCAAAGAGGAUUCGACCGGACCUAGCUCGUUUUGGCUCGCCUCCCCCACCUCGUGGUCAGGAGUGGGGCUUCUUGACUGGGAGCCAGCAUCUUCGGCAGAGCAGGAGACCAAGAGCAGAGAAUACAAUUAUCUCCAGUCUUUUGUAUCAAGGAAAACGGGGUUGCCCUAAAAGGCAAGAGCGGGAAGGACAGACCACGCCUCUGAUAUUGAAAUUCACUUCGAGAAUUAUCUGUAGUAUAAAACCAGUGGGUCUAAAAUAAGAAGUCAAUUCCCAGCUUUUGCAUUGUCUCACACACCAUGGUUAAUCAAUGCAAUGAGUGUUUCAACCAUAUUUGGUGGCCAAGAACACUUAAUGUCAAUUAUGUCACAUUUUCGUCUGUCUGAGGUAAAGACAAUCAUAUUCGGUUGACAAACAGGUUUGGGAGCAGACCUGGAAGAAACAUCAUCAUUAGUGACAUUGCUAUCAUGAUAUACACUGAGAGCAUGAGUGCAAAGUAUCAUAAAAUAUGAAACAAUCACGAUAAAACUGGGGGUAAUGAUAAUAAGCUUGCAGUGACUCUAAAAUGCCAAGGGGUGUCGCCCGCACUCCACCAAUGGUCCCAGAGCGUCUAGGACAUUAAAAUGACCCAAGGUCAGUUGUAAUUGCUCUGGAUGAGUUCCUGUGAAGGUCUGAGAGUAAUAGUUCAACUUGUGACCUGUCUGUCUGAUGAAUCCAUUGUUGUCCAUGGUCACAAACAGUCACAUUUGAAAGGAGGGUUUCCCAAAUUCUUGGUCAUUAAAUCAGUCGGCAGAAAAAGGGUCUUUGUUGGAGAAUGGCUGCAGGAGGGCUCUUGAACAGUUGAUGGCCCAGAUUUCCUGUGUCUUGUGGAAACAGACCGGGUCGUUGAGGGUCACAAUGCAGGAAUGCAAGGUAAUCGCCUCAUGAGGGUUGAAGUGUGUGUAUAUAUAUAUAAUAUAUAUGUAUAUAUACACACACACACACAUUGGGGCAAAAAAGUAUUUAGUCAGCCACCAAUUGUGCAAGUUCUCCCAUUUAAAAAUAUGAGAGGCUUGUAAUUUUCAUCAUAGGUAUACCUCACCUAUGAGAGACAAAAUGAGGAAAAAAAUUCCAGAAAA
Phycodurus eques (leafy seadragon) is the source of this 3341-nucleotide messenger RNA. It is a transcript of the gene nudt2, whose product is annotated as nudix (nucleoside diphosphate linked moiety X)-type motif 2. The transcript has 3 exons. Gene Ontology annotation, biological process: ATP biosynthetic process; AMP biosynthetic process. The record is from RefSeq and is a predicted model, not a curated record. The coding region runs from base 91 to 540 and encodes 149 amino acids. NCBI's taxonomy places the organism in Eukaryota, Metazoa, Chordata, Actinopteri, Syngnathiformes, Syngnathidae. Gene Ontology annotation, molecular function: bis(5'-nucleosyl)-tetraphosphatase (asymmetrical) activity.